AGUGCUAUGCCACCACUGUUAUCCUUCAUCAGUUCGUUCUCAUAACUCCAAGUUACUCACUCCACUCUCACUUUGCCCUUUUUCCCAAAACCAAAACCCUAGAUUCCAUCUUCAUCAUUCUCUCACCCAAACUUCUAAUUUACAUCUCUACCCUGCAAUCAAGAUCUAUCCCCUAUUCUCUUUUUAAUGCUGCUUCUACUUGUAGAUAUCAUGUGGUGUAAAAAUCUGUCUUUUUUUGUUUAGUGUGUUUUUGGCAGUGGAAAUUCCAUGGCCGAGGUUGAUCAGAACGCAGGUGAAUUCGAAGAACAACAGAAAAUUGUUGAGACGGAACAAAAUGAGUCUGAAAAGGUGGUUGAGGUGCCGAUUGUUGAGCCUGAGAAGAAAUGGCCGGGGUGGCCUGGUGAGAGUGUUUUCAGAAUGUUGGUUCCUGCUCAGAAGGUGGGUGGUAUAAUUGGUCGGAAAGGAGAGUUUAUUAAGAAGAUUGUUGAAGAGACACGUGCUCGUGUUAAGAUUCUUGACGGGCCUCCUGGAACUUCAGAACGGGCUGUAAUGGUAUCAGCCAAAGAUGAGCCUGGUUCUUCUCUUCCACCUGCUGUGGAUGGCCUGUUGAAGGCUCAUAAACGGUUAAUUGAUGGGUUAGAUGCUCCUUCAGGUUUGGCUGGGAAGGUUUCUACAAAAUUUCUAGUGCCAGCCUCACAAGCAGGAAGUUUAAUUGGGAAACAAGGAGGCACCGUAAAAUCUAUCCAAGAAGCAUCAAAUUGUAUAGUUAGAGUUCUGGGAGCAGAAGACCUGCCUGUUUUUGCCCUUCAAGAUGAUAGGGUGGUUGAAGUAGUAGGGGAUCCCAUUGGAGUGCACAAGGCAGUAGAGAUGAUUGCAUCCCACCUUAAGAAAUUUUUAGUUGAUCGCAGUAUAAUUCCAAUUUUUGAAAUGAGCAUGCAAAUGGCUAAUAACCACCCUGUGGAGCACAUGCCAGUGCCACCCCCACCCCACCAAUCAUGGGGUCCACCUCAGGGUCUCCCACCAAACGCUGGUGGAGGUCCUGGAUUUGGACUUGCUCCUCAAUUCAUGCCACCUCGAAGGCAAGUUGAUAAUUACUACCCACCAGCUGAAAUGCCUCCUCCAUUGGACAAACAGCCCCAUCAUGGUAUAUCCGCCUAUGGAAGAGAUGCUUCAAUAGGCGUUCACGCAUCAUCCAAUACUCAGUCUGCACCUUCCAUGGUCACACAGAUCACGCAGCAAAUGCAAAUUCCUCUAUCGUAUGCUGAUGCUGUUAUUGGAACAGCCGGAACAAAUAUAAGCUAUAUCAGAAGAGCUAGUGGGGCCACUGUUACCAUACAAGAAACAAGAGGAGUUCCUGGGGAGAUGACAGUUGAAAUCAGCGGGACUGCUUCUCAAGUACAAACAGCACAGCAAUUGAUACAGAAUUUUAUGGCUGAAGCUGCAGCACCGGCGCAGCAACAAACAGGUGGGCCUCCUGCAGACCAAGGAUACAAUUCCUACCCUGCUCAUAGUUCUGUCUAUGCGUCACCACCUUCCAAUCCAGGACAUGCUGGAGCCUAUGGUGCAGUUUAUGGUGCAAACUAUGGGUACCAAUGAUGAGGCAGUAGAACUAAAGCUUCCAUUAUUGAAUGUUGGAAACAUAUUUAUUUAGUGUAAUGAUUCAACAACUAUUCAACAUUGCGCUUCAUGGUUUGUUUCUGAAUCAUACAAAAAAUUGUAACUUAUUUUUGACACCAGUGUUCUGUUUCUGUUGGCAGUCAUUUGGAAAGGUCAAACAAACUUUUGAUGGCCUUGUAAUGUAUUAUUAACUUGUUCUUUGAUUGUAUCUAGUUAGUGCAUCUGUGUCUC
This is a messenger RNA of Medicago truncatula (barrel medic), 1848 nucleotides long. Its product is annotated as flowering locus K homology domain. Gene Ontology annotation, molecular function: RNA binding. NCBI's taxonomy places the organism in Eukaryota, Viridiplantae, Streptophyta, Magnoliopsida, Fabales, Fabaceae. The transcript has 7 exons. The coding region runs from base 268 to 1596 and encodes 442 amino acids. The record is from RefSeq and is a predicted model, not a curated record.